Molecule: messenger RNA, 2104 nt
Organism: Andrographis paniculata
Lineage: Eukaryota; Viridiplantae; Streptophyta; Magnoliopsida; Lamiales; Acanthaceae
Product: NADP-dependent malic enzyme
Exons: 20
Coding region: 262-2034 (590 amino acids)
Biological process (GO): pyruvate metabolic process; malate metabolic process
Cellular component (GO): chloroplast
Molecular function (GO): malate dehydrogenase (decarboxylating) (NAD+) activity; NAD binding; malate dehydrogenase (decarboxylating) (NADP+) activity
Source: RefSeq, a predicted model, not a curated record
AGAGAAAGAACAAAGAAAGCUUCAACCUCCACAUUCGGAGACCUCCAUCCGCCAACAAAGCGCGUCUGUCUCUAUUCGUUCUUUAUCUCUCCUCAAAACGCGCGCGCAUCGUGCUAUUUCUAUCGUAUAAAUUGCCUUCUGUAACCGUCGUCGCUUUCAUGAUGUUCGCGUUCAGACGAGCAACCAAUACUCGGGGGCGAACAAACUCUAUUGAGUUCUGGAAUUGUAAUCGAAGGCAGGAAGAGAGAGAUAAGUGUAGUGAUGGAGAGUACAUUCAAGGACAUGAGCGGUGAGUCAGUUCUUGACUUAAAGGACAAACUUGGCCUUCGUGGUGGUGUAGCGGAUGUGUAUGGUGAGGAUUUUGCCACUGAGAAUCAGCCUGUCACCCCGUGGACUGUUUCGGUUGCCAGUGGUUGCACUUUGUUGCGUGAUCCACGCCACAACAAAGGGCUUGCUUUUACUGACAAAGAAAGAGAUGCCCAUUACUUAACAGGACUUCUACCUCCAGUAGUUCUUACACAGGAGCUUCAGGAGAAACGGUUGAUGCAUACUUUACGUCAAUAUGACGUGCCAUUGCACAGAUAUAUGGCCUUGAUGGAUCUCCAGGAACGGAAUGAAAAGCUUUUUUACAAGCUUGUUAUAGAUAAUGUAGAGGAACUGCUUCCAGUAAUUUAUACCCCUACUGUUGGGGAGGCCUGCCAGAAGUAUGGCAGCAUUUACAGACAUCCUCAGGGGUUGUUUAUCAGCUUGAAAGAGAAGGGAAAGAUUAUUGAAGUAUUGAGAAACUGGCAUGAAAAGUUUAUUCAAGUUAUUGUAGUAACAGACGGUGAGCGGAUUUUGGGGCUAGGAGAUCUUGGUUGCCAGGGAAUGGGCAUUCCUGUUGGAAAACUGUCUCUGUAUACAGCUCUUGGAGGAGUUCGUCCUUCAGCUUGCUUGCCUAUAACCAUUGAUGUUGGCACAAAUAAUAAGAAGUUGCUCGAGGAUGAAUUCUACAUUGGUCUCAGGCAGAAUAGAGCAACCGGAGAGGAAUAUUAUGAACUUCUAGAUGAGUUCAUGACUGCAGUCAAGCAAAACUACGGAGAGAAAAUCCUGAUACAGUUUGAGGAUUUUGCAAACCACAAUGCCUUUGAGCUGCUUGCUAAAUACCGAACAACUCAUCUUGUGUUCAAUGAUGACAUCCAGGGAACAGCUUCUGUAGUUCUUGCUGGGCUGAUUUCAUCUUUAAAACUACUGGGUGGAACUUUAGCAGAUCAUACUUUCUUAUUCCUUGGCGCAGGGGAGGCUGGUACAGGUAUAGCUGAACUCAUUGCUCUUCAGAUAUCCAAAGAGACAGAAAAUCCAGUCGAAGAGACCAGAAAGAAAAUAUGGCUUCUUGACUCUAAGGGCUUGGUAGUCAGCUCGCGUAAGGAGUCUCUGCAGCAUUUCAAAAUCCCUUGGGCUCACGAACAUGAACCAGUCGAGGGAUUGUUGAAUGCAGUUGAGGCAAUAAAGCCAUCAGUUCUAAUUGGGACUUCUGGCACUGGAAGGACAUUCACAAAAGAAGUGAUCGAGGCGAUGGCAUCCAUCAAUACGAGACCCCUGAUUCUUGCUCUAUCAAAUCCAACCUCCCAAUCGGAAUGCACAGCUGAAGAAGCUUACACGUGGUCUGAGGGGCGUGCAAUCUUUGCUAGUGGAAGUCCGUUUAGUCCUGUUGAAUACAAUGGGCAAAAAUUUGUUCCUGGCCAGGCCAAUAAUGCAUACAUAUUUCCUGGUUUUGGUUUGGGAAUUAUCAUGUCUGGUACUGUUCGUGUACACGACGAUUUGCUCCUGGCAGCUUCGGAAGCGUUAGCAAAUCAGGUGACGGAGGAUAACUAUGCAGAAGGACUGAUUUAUCCACCCUUUACUAAUAUUAGAAAGAUUUCAGCAAAUAUUGCAGCUCAUGUGGCUGCUAAGUCAUACGAACUCGGUUUAACCACAUGUCUCCCACGUCCAAAGGAUCUUGUGAAGUUUGCAGAGAGCUGCAUGUACUCCCCUCUUUACCGCAGCUACCGUUAGUUAGGUUUGAAGAAGGCAGAUUAGGUAUGAGGUUAUUGAACCAUUGGAAGAUGUUCCCUGGAAGCUGCAU